GCAGUGCGCUGCUCCAACGCUGUUGCUGGGGCCGGGCGGCGACCAAUAAUAUGCCGUUUCAGAAUCGUUUCGUCGGUUGGGUUCGGUACUUUUCAGGCAGGGGCAGUCCAAUACACAACACAUUAGUAGUGUGGGCGCCAUGGCUCACGACGAGCCAGUGGGCCAGAUGGCUGCCCGACCAGGGGUGAGCUCCCCUUCCUCUGGCUCCUGGAACCGCUGGCCGCCACCUGCUGCCACGUCGUCGCACAACCAGUUCUUCAGCGUCGUCAAGAAGGCUCGACCGACGGCGUCCGUCGGCGCAGUCGCCGCUGUCGGAAAGCCCGGGCUGGCGCCGCUCGGCAAGACGGGACAGUUACAGGUCGGAAAGACAGGACCAGCACAGGUCAGCAAGGCAGGACCAAUGCAGGUCGGUAAGCCGAGAAUAGCGUCGUCCGGCUCCCCCGCCGGGACGCCGGGUCUGAAGCCGGCGUCUCGCCCCGGGCCGUCUAAAGCGCCGGUGUCGCUGCUGAAGGCCGGACCCCUGCGCAUGGGCCUGGUUUCGCCGUCGGUCAGCAAGGCGGGACCACAGAGGCCCAGUCCGUCCGGCGCCACCGGUCUGCCCAAGACGAGCCUCGCCGCUCCUCUGAAGAAGUUCGCCGCUCCUGCCAAGCUGGGGCUGCCGCGGCCCGGUCCGCCGGACAGUGUGAGCCCGAGGGGUCAGUAUGCGCCGGUCGCCGGGGCCCGGCACCGCGCGCCCUCCGGGGGCGCCUCGCGCGCCGCGCCGGACCUGUUCCGGCCGAAGCCGUCGGCGUCGGCUCCGAAGCCGCGCAUGUCAUGGGACCUGGACCUGCUGACGGACGGGUCGCCGGAGGACGAGGGACACUUCGCCACGGACCUGGAGCAAUCGCCCACGUUCCUCACCAGCGACCAGCCAUCGCGGCCGAGCAGACCGCCGGCGGUCACCGGUCAGCUCAGGACCAUGGGACCGAUCCAUGACAAGGUGCGUAACAUGCAGCCGAAGAGGCCCCGCGGCAGACCUCCGAAGGCGCCUGGUGAGCAGAGCGUGCCGCGCAAGUACGUGAAGAAAGCGCACGCAGCCAACGGCGCCGGCGGCCACGCGGAGAACGCCAGUAUCCUUCACUCCAAGCCGAAGUGGAAGGGCGCCACCGACGUGCUCCACAACGACUUCAGCACGCUGAAGGAGAAGCAGCGCCGGCGGAAGGAGAAGCUGGUGGCGGUGCGGCUGGACGGUAGCGUGCCGCAGAAAGUGACACUGCUGCCGCGGGACCCGGACGAACCGUACGACUCCGACUCAACCGCGUCCCCGGUCAAGGACGCGCCGCGGCCGGGCCUCGCCUCGCCGCCCAGGAGGUCAUCCGGUGCCAGCGAGCACGCGCACGGCAAACCCGAAACGAAACCACUGUUUGAGCACAUUGACGAGGACUGGGCUGUGAUCAAAAAGUCGCUGGAGAAUACUGAGGCGAAGCGGGAGAGAAGGGUGAGCGAGGCUGGAUCGUCGCUGAAAGGGACGCUCACGCCGUCUCCGACUAAGAAAAGUGACCGCUCCGAUGAGUUGUCAACUGAUGAAGAUAUUGGCAACAACCUGAAUGCUCCGCUUCAUAAUUUAGAACGGCUUCAGGAUCAAAUGAUCAAAAGUUUGAUGGACGAGGGUGCCCUCGCUGCCCUGAAAAAGAAGCAUAGAAAACAGAAAGAAGUCCACAUGUUCAAAAAGAAGAAGAUGAGCGACUACUGGAAGAGCAAGCUGGCUUCUGGGAAAUCCUCACUUCAGAUGAAAAUGAAACGUCCGUACAACGUGCGUCCGCUGACCUCGGAUAACGUACGGCACAUGGAGGAGGCGAUCGCGGCCGUGCUGGCCGCGCCCAGUCCGGAGGCGUCGCCGCAGAAACGGCCGCCCGUCGGGUCACCGUCCAAACUGAAGCCGCCCGCUGACUGGCCGCCGGCCGGCGGUGCCUCCGUCUCGCCGCAGAGCCGACCCAAAGUGCAGCUGAUGCUACACUCGCUGCCGCCGCCGCCACCCGCUCUGUCACCCUCUCAGUCGGACGCGCGCCCGAGCCCGCCCGGCCAGCCGGCGCCGCAGCCGUCCGCUCCCCCGCCGCCGCCGCCGGCGGCCGGACCCCCGCCUCCCUCUGCGGCGGGUGAGACGCCGGAUGCCGGCGGCCCGGAGCGCCCAGAGGCUGAGUCUGACCCAGCGGCCGUGGAGCGGCUGCAGAAGGUCAAACGGGAGCUGUCGGCUCGCUUCCUCAGUGACCUGCACGAGCAGCGCGUGCAGCUGCAGGCGGCCGAGCAGCAGCGGAUCAUGUGGUGUCAGCAGCAGGAGCAGCAGCGGGCCGCCGCCGUCGCGGCAGCUCAGCAGCAGCAGCAGGGGCAGCUCGGCUGGCGGCCGAUCAUUCGCGUCCGGCGGCGGCGGCGGCGCGUCGGCCAGCCGCGUGUUGUUCGUCUGACGGAGGCGGCGUUCCAAGCGGGCAGCACCGUGACGGACGCCGACAUCGGCGGCGCUGACGGCGACGACGGCCUGGCGCCGCUGCCGGAGCCGGAGACGCCGCUGCCGGUCUCCAUGUCGGCCACCAAGCUGAAGGAGUUCCUGGACUCUGCGCGCGUGUCGCGCUACCGGCGCACGUGUGGCUCAGGCCUGCUGGCCGCCGUUCAGAUGCCGGUGGAGACGGCCGAGCGGAUGGUGUUCGUCUCCGAGACGCCGCUGCCACCGGGCGUAGAUCAGACUCUGGUGCCGAACGGACAGGCGCCUGGCGGUCCCGGUGUGUCCGCAGUGCCGGGCGCCGGGUGGCCGGUGGAACAGGUGGACCCGGCGCGGGGCGGCGCCGCCUGGAUGGCCGGCCCGCCGGCGUCCGGACUGGACUGGUACGGUGCGCCGGCCGGCACUCCGGGCUGGAGCGGCGCCAUCACAUCGCCGGCCGCCACCACCACCGGCUGGUUCGGCGGCGUGGUGUCGCCGGCGCCGGGCGCCGCCUGGACGGGUCUGCCGACCGACGGCAGCGUGCCGGCCACUGCGCUGUUCAUCACCCCGCUCACCGUCCCGGGAGCAUCGCCAGCACCAGUGCUGGUGUCUGUGGCGCCACCAUCGGCACCAACUAUACCAUCGAUGGCACCUCCACCGCCAGCACCAGCGACACCUGCACCAGUGACGGCGCCGCCGGCGACAGCGGCGCCGUCCGCCGCUGCGGAUGACGCUUCUGACGUCAGCAUGGAGGAAAAGCCGCUGAGGAUCGCGCUGCCGCCGACCCCGUCGGCCGGGCAGGCGGCCACGCCGGCCGGCUCGGCCCCGCGGACGCCGCUGAGCGUGUCGCCGCCUUCGGCCGCGCCGUCGGAGGCGGACCGUCCUCAGUCGGGCGGCAGGUCCGUACCGGGCACACCGGGCGGCGACUCCCCGCGGCCGGCCGCCGCCAGCGUCCAGCCGUCCCCGCCGCCGCCGCCGCCGCCGGUCGACCCCGCGACACUGCCGUUCGCGUGUAACCGGUGUCCGGCGCGACUGGCGACCCUCUCGGAGCAGGUGUACCACGAGAUCCGGCUGCACAUGACCGAGGAGUACCUGUUCCGCUGCAUGGGCUGUCCGAUGCGGGUGGCGCUCGUCGACGACCCGACCAAGAUCCUGGACGGCCUGCUGGACCACUAUAUGAAACACGUGGACGGCGCCGGCCGCCUACUCCCCUACGACUCGUCGACCGACUUUUUCCGCUGCGAGUUCUGCCCGAGGGUGUUCGAGGAUCCGAGCGCGUACGGCUCGCACGAGGUGCAGUGCCGGUCGCUGACGCACACGUGCGCUAGGUGUCAGGCCCGCUUCGAGACGGGCGACCAACUGAAAUGGCACGAGGUUGACCAUCUGCGCGCGCCGGACGGCAAGUACUGCUGCGACCACUGCGACUCCAAGUUCACCAAGCGCGAGCAGCUGCUCGGACACCGGCGCUUCCACUUCAAAGACAAGAACGUUGAGUGUCCAAAGUGCGGCAAGAAGUUCAUGACCACAGGCAUGCUGGCCAUGCACAACAAAUGGAAACACUCGCAGGGUCCGUGCCGCUUCUGCGGACGUCCGUUCACCUCGGCGACGGCGCGCCAGGCGCACGAGGAGCACAUGCACCUAAAGUACAUGCUGCACAUGUGCGACGUGUGCCACUUCCGCGUCAUGACGGCCACCCAGCUGCGCGUGCACAAGCGCACCCACUCGGAUGACAAGCCGCACCGCUGCGCCGCCUGCGACGAGGCGUUCGUCUCCCGGAACCUGCUCAAAAAGCACCGGGCGUCGCGCCACUCCGAGCCCCGUGCGGCGGCGGAGGGGGCCGCUCCGGCGCCGGCGGCCGCUGAGCCCGAGCCGGCGCCGGCGCCGUUGGAGCCGGCUGCCUCUCAGGGCGGCGGGGAGAGUGCGCGCGCCCCGGACGGCACACUGACGCCCGCCGAGCUGCGCCAGCUGUUCGAGCGGUACAAGGCCACCUGGUCGGGCCCCAAGGACGAGAUGACGCUCUCGGACCUGGACACGGACGAGGACGAGGACGAGAAGCGUGACCUGAUCGACAUGCAGGCCAAGGAGGAGCUCUUCAAGACCAAGGACAAAAACUCCUUGUCGGUGUGGAGCUGUCCCGUGUGCAACGCCUACUUCACCAAACUGUGGGGCGUGCGCGCGCACAUCACGCUCAAACACCCGGGCUCCAGCAUGCGGCCCGUGCUGCACGAUGACAAAGACACUAGCGCCUCCAGCAAGCAGGACUUCCUCAAGGAGAUCAAGCGGAACGCCAAGACGGCCAAGCGGGAGCUGAAAAUGGAGGCCAAGCGGCAGGCGCGCAUCGCGGCCUACGGGGAUGAGCUGCCGCGCCGCGGCCGGCCCAGGAAGUACCCCGUCAAAAUACGGCCACCGAUCGACCCUUCACAACCGCGGAAACGCGGCCGUCCGCGCAAAAACCCGGACGACCCGACGGCCCCGCCGCCGCUGGCCGAGGACGGGGCGGCUCCGCCUCCCCCGGCGCCGCCCAAACCGGAGCCCAAACCGGAGCCGCCGCCCGAUCAUGUGGAGCGGCGCCGGUGGAAGUGUCUGACCUGCCAGGACCAGUCGCAGUCGUACGACGACCUGGUGACGCACACCUACCUGGCACACCCGGACGCCGACCUGCCGCGAUUCGAGGUGGUCGUCACCUACGUGCCCAAGCCGGUGCCCAAGACGCCCGCGGAGCCGGCGACACCGCCGCCCGCGGCCGACGCCGCCUCAGAGUCGGAUGCUCAGGAGAAGCACGACGCCGACAUACUGGACUCGGCGCGCGUCAGAGGGGCCGAGAAACGGCGCGCGCCCAGCGCCACCAAGGUGCCGGCCGGCGCCAAACGGCGCAGCAUACCGUCAGCGACAAAAGAGGGUGCCACGCGCGGCCGGGGUCGUGGCCGGGGCGGCCCCAGUCCCAGCGGCAGGGGCGGUGGUCGAAGCGGCCACAGUGUCAGCGGGCGGGGCGGCGGGCGGAGCGGCGGCACCCCGGGCCGGGCUGGCGCCGGCGGCGGCGACUCGUACCGCAAGUCCUACUCCAACUCGUCCCGUCGGUUCAAGGCCGAGGACGCGAAGGAGCCGGCGGCGGCGGCGGAUGACGCCGACAAGCUCUACUGCUACUGCCAGUCGCCCUACGACGAGGUGAGCGAAAUGAUCGGCUGUGACAAUGACGACUGCAAACACGAGUGGUUCCACUUCGAGUGCGUGGGCAUUGUGAUUGCUCCAAAAGGUAAAUGGUUCUGUCCGGACUGCACGGCUAAACAAAAGGCAAACAAAUGAUUUACCAGGCUUUACUGUGAGUGUUUGAGAAUUUUGUUAUUUGCUUGUAUAGAUGUAAAAAUGUAGGUGCCGCCGAUAUGGUUGUUUUGAUCGCUCCCGUAGGCCAUCAGUGUUACACAUUAACAAUGCCCCUGUGAACCGUGUCGUUUUGUUGCCGGUAUUAGAUUGACGUGGAAUCCGCGGGAUGCAUGCGAAUAUGUGGACCCGGUUCGAUAUACAAAAUAAAUGUAAUUUCACAUAA
Amphibalanus amphitrite is the source of this 5996-nucleotide messenger RNA. RefSeq lists its product as uncharacterized. Gene Ontology annotation, molecular function: DNA binding. The record is from RefSeq and is a predicted model, not a curated record. NCBI's taxonomy places the organism in Eukaryota, Metazoa, Arthropoda, Thecostraca, Balanomorpha, Balanidae. The coding region runs from base 140 to 5755 and encodes 1871 amino acids. The transcript has 2 exons.